AUGUCAGAUAAAGAUAAAGAUAAAGAUAAAGAUAAAGUUGUGAGACUUAGAAAGAUUGGAGAUCCACCUGGGACAUCAUCAGUUCGUUUACAGCAAUCGACACCAGCACCAACACCGCAAUCUGGUGGUAUUGCAAGAACACCAACAGCACCAAGCGGCGGUGGUGGAGGUAUCGCAAGAACACCAACAACCUCUACCUCUAGUACACAAUUACCAAAUAGAGGACCCUCACCCUCUAUAAAUAUAGCUAGAACAGGGUUAGCUCCAUCUAUGCCAACUGGAGGAGCAAAGAAAUUUAUGCCAAACACCAAUCAAGUUAGAAAAAAGUAUGAUGAGCAACCAAAACCAAAUGCAGAUCUAUUUUCUGGGGGCGCUAUUUCAGAUAUUAUUCUGGAUUCUUUGAAUCCUAUUGGACGACCGGAUCAAAAACGAACGGAUCCAAAACGACCAGGAAGAAUCAACUCUGCAAUCAAUCCCAAUAGAAAUAAUAGAAGACCUCAAUCUGCACUACCCAACCUACCAUCUCUUCCACUUACCGAUCUACCAGAAUCCUUAUUACAAAGAAAUGAACAACAAAGAGCAAAUAAAGAAGCAGAUAAAUUAAAUGAAGCAUUUGUAAAUCAAUUAUUCCAUGAGAUGGAAAUUGAUCCAAAUCAACCAUCACAUCCAACUCAUCUUCCAUUGGUAGAUCCAAGAAAAAUUAUGAAAGAGUAUUCACUAAAGGAUGCAAAGUUGGAUCUUGAAAAGAAAAAGAAAGAGUUGCAAGCACAAAUUGAAAAUGGUGAAUUGUCAGAUCAAAGAGAUCUUGGAGAAGAUGGAGGAAAGAAAAAGGAAGAUGAACGUAUCAAACCAUUUUACAAUGAAGGAAUCUUUCUCAACGAAGACAAUCUAUUUUUCAUUCAACUACCUACAUCUUUGCCAUCAACUGCUUCGAGACCAGUUCCAAGUAUGAUUAUGACUCCUCCUCCACCUGUUGCCAAGGCACCACCCAAACCACCAGCCAAACCUGCCAAGGCAGGUGCAAAACAAGCUGCCAAAGACAAAGAAGAUGAAGAUGAUCAACCAAAAGUUAUCCUCACUGAAAAAUCUUUUGUUCCAAUGGUCUAUCCUGGUGAUUUCCCAAAUACACUAAAGUAUAUGAACUCUGGUCAAUUGGGAACUCUUAAAUUUUAUAAAUCUGGUAAAGUUGUUAUGAGUGUUGGUCCUGUUGAUUAUGAAAUUUCAGCAGGUAAUAAAUUAAAGUUUUUGGAAGAAGUACAAUGUAUUACUCAUGAAGGUCCAACUUGUUAUACACUUGGAACUCCUGAUCAACAUUUAGUAGCCGCUCCAAUGUUAAACCAAAUUAAGUAG
This is a messenger RNA of Cavenderia fasciculata, 1350 nucleotides long. RefSeq names its product RNA polymerase III subunit (gene rpc4). The coding region runs from base 1 to 1350 and encodes 449 amino acids. The record is from RefSeq and is a predicted model, not a curated record. NCBI's taxonomy places the organism in Eukaryota, Evosea, Eumycetozoa, Acytosteliales, Cavenderiaceae. Gene Ontology annotation, cellular component: RNA polymerase III complex. The transcript has 5 exons. Gene Ontology annotation, biological process: transcription by RNA polymerase III. Gene Ontology annotation, molecular function: DNA binding.